UUCGCUGUAUGGAGAAAUUAAAUGGCAGAAAAUGUGACUUGUCGGGGACAAAUUUUAUGUUAGAAAUGAAGUUAAAGAAGUUUCUUUUAAAAUGUUGCAUCACGUUUAUCCAGCAAAGCACAUUACAGAGAUUUAGAAUUUAUUAUACAUUUCUCACGAAGAACUGUCAAUAUGGCUCCACAAUAACAGGCCUCAGCCGCCGGUAGCUGCGUUGUGGCUAAGCUAGUUAGCUCCUCCAUCCUCAGCCCGUCCUCCUGCACUUCGGAACUCCUCUCUGGGUUUCAAUGGCCGGGGUUGCCCUCAGGUUCUCUGCUCCCUGGCGUUUAGGGACAUUAAGACGCAGCUUGGUCCGACUCUCCAGCCCCCCCCGUCUGACGUUCCACACCACAGCCUCUCCCAUGAUGGGUGCGACGGUGGAGCAGUUCGAGCAGGCCAAGAGCAAACUGUCGACGCUGAAGAACGACCCGGGCAACGAGGUCAAGCUGAAGAUCUACGCUCUGUUCAAGCAGGCCACUCAGGGUCCCUGCAACAGUCCCAAACCAGGCAUGCUGGACUUUGUCAACAAGGUGAAGUGGGACGCGUGGAAAUCUCUGGGCUCCAUAUCACAGGAAGAAGCCAGGCAGCAGUACUGCGACCUGAUCGGCUCCCUGGUGGCGGCAGAAGGCGGAAGCUCCGCCCAGGUGGCCGCGCAGCCUGCCGGGAGCGGGACGGCGUACGAGACGCUGUUGGUCACUAUGGAAGAUGACAUCACCACCAUCAAACUGAACCGACCGGCCAAGAAAAACGCCAUCACGACCGAGAUGUACAAUGACAUCAUUGCAGCUCUGGAGCAGGCGGCUAAAGACGACUCAGUCAUCACUGUUUUUACAGGUGCUGGUGAUUUUUACUGCAGUGGAAACGACCUCACCAACUUCACCAAGAUCCCUGAGGGAGGGGUGGAGGAGACGGCCAGACGUGGUGGAGAUCUGCUCAGGAAGUACGUCAAAGCCUACAUUGACUUCCCGAAGCCGCUGGUUGCCGUGGUGAACGGACCGGCUGUAGGAAUCUCCGUCACUCUGCUGGGACUGUUUGACCUGGUCUACGCUACAGAGAGGGCCUCCUUCCACACUCCGUUCAGUCAGCUGGGUCAGAGUGCUGAAGGCUGCUCCUCCUACACCUUCCCCAAAAUAAUGGGCCCCGCCAAGGCCAGUGAGAUGCUGCUGUUCAAUAAGAAGCUGACGGCGGCUCAGGCCUGUGAACUCGGUCUGGUCUCUGAGGUUUUCCCCGACAGCAGCUUCCAGUCGGAGGUUUGGACCAGACUGAAGGCGUACGCCAAGCUUCCUCCCAACUCUCUGGCUCUCUCUAAACAGCUGAUCCGGUCGAUGGAGAAGGAGCGUCUUCACGCCGUGAACGAUGCAGAGGUGGAGCGUCUGGUGGAGCGCUGGACGUCAGACGAGUGUUUCAAUGCUGUCAUGAACUUCUUCCAGGCCAGGGCCAAACUCUGAGAGAGAGACAGAGACAGAGAGAGAGAGACAGAGUGAGAGAGAGAGAUUCCUUCUGAAAUGAGACGUUCGAGUGACUCCAGUAAACUUGAGCCUCGUCAGUCGUCUUUUAUGUCAGAAAGUUGCAGCUGUAGUGACAAAUGAUGAUGAGGAUGAUGAAGCUCAGAUUCAGCCCCUCGUCUUCUGCCUCUCUGGACUCACAAGCCGAACCGUCUCUGAUGAAUCUUUUUAGCCGCACUCAGCCGUUAACUGAAGGGAGAAAUCACAAGUGCACACCUCUGAGUUUUCUACAUUAACGUCUGCAGCACAGACAUUGUCACACCUGUAAAACAUCGGCCUCCCCCUCUGAACAGCUGGCCGACAGAUGUUUGGGAUCACCUGUAUCGUUUUAAAUACUCAUAACAAUGACGUAGGUUUGUUAUUAUUAUUAAUCAUAUUCUAGUCUGUUUGCGUUUUGUAGAAAAUAAAUCUGUUUCCGACGUCUGCGGAUCACCACGGAUCUCCUCGGGCUGUGAGGUUUCUUUAGAUCUGUAGUCAGUGAUGAGGAUCUGAUGUGGAUUCAGACUCGCAGCUGCACAGUGUCACAGCUGCCUUCAGCUUCUAUCUGUUAUCUUCAGGAUCAUGUCAGCGUGGUCACACGAAGGAAACUCGGACGAUUCAGUUUGUUGAAAUGCCUUAAACACUUUGUGACGUCAGCGCUCGUCUUUGUUCUUCUUUCUUCAUCACUCUGGUCAAUAAAAGGACAGAAUUUGUGCUGAUUCAAA
Molecule: messenger RNA, 2245 nt
Organism: Chelmon rostratus (copperband butterflyfish)
Lineage: Eukaryota; Metazoa; Chordata; Actinopteri; Chaetodontiformes; Chaetodontidae
Gene: eci2
Product: enoyl-CoA delta isomerase 2
Exons: 12
Coding region: 285-1484 (399 amino acids)
Molecular function (GO): fatty-acyl-CoA binding
Source: RefSeq, a predicted model, not a curated record